GUUAGCUUAAAAAUCUUCCUCUUUUAAUUGAUUUUCAAGUUCUAUUUUAGAAGAAUUUUAGUGUUUGCUUUUGUUAUUCAGAGUUUAAAGUUUUCCGACUGUAUGUAUACCUAAUUUCUCAAGAAAUCAUGUGAAUUUUUUUCUUCUGUUACUCUAUUUUUUAUCUAAACUUUAUAUUUGCCACUUUUCUAUUUGGUUACUUGCUAGACAGAACUUUCUUUGAAAUUAUUUUUUUUCCUUAAUAUUUGACUUUCUACUUCAAAAUGUUGAAAUAAAAUAUUUAUUAUUUAACGCAGCUAUCAAUUCGUGCUUGUAUCUAUUACAAUUUUUCUUAUCCGGAGAUAAUUAAAGAUAAAUUUUUUAUGCUAAAAUAACAGCUAAAACAAUGAUUUCGGGGCGUAAAGCUAACAACUAUGAAUAUUAAAAAAAAAAUAAUCACGGUUUCCGUUUCCUGUAGAAAUUUUCGACAAAAAUAUUUUAAUACUCAUUACAAUAUGCUUUCUGAUCAUUAUAUCCUAACAAGUGUUUUAAUAAUAGUAGGAUUUAUAUUUUUGUCUCACAUUACUCCGGUAGAGGGUCAAUACGACGAUGUUAGGUGUAUAUGCGUAUGUCCGAAGAAUACUACAGAACACCCUGUCCGAAAAGUAUCCGUACUAGAUCCGGGUGAUUGCCAAUGCGAUAAAGUUGUUAAUCCACCCAACAAAGAAGUAUGUAAGACCUGCGAAUGCAAAUGGCAAAGACGAAAUACAACUACAAUCAAAGUGGUGGUAAUAAUAAUCAUAUGCAUCAUGGGAAUUUUAACUUUAUAUUUACUAUUCCUGCUAUGCCUCGAUCCACUUAUGUCGAAGAGGCCACGCUCUUAUUUAGAGCAUCAUGAUGAAGAGGUGAAUUUGGUAACUAUUUUCCAUGCGUCCGUAACGCAUUAUUCGCAUGCCUUUCAAAUCUCUUUUUGAGUUUUAAUUUUCUUUGGAGUUUGACUUGAAUUAUUUAUUUAUGUUAUAUUUUACUCCGACUUAUCCAUAAACAUACUGUUUUAAUAGGAUGAUGGAUCAGUUACACAUAGCAGGCGCGACGUUCAGCCAAUGCAACGAAGAUCGGGUAUUGUAUCUCGGGUAAAAAUGGAAAUGUCUCGAGUAAAAGGCGAACAGGAACGAUGGAAACAAACUGUACAGCAACAAAGGCGAAAUAUUUAUGACAGUCAUACGAUGUUAAAUUAAGUGAACAUUUACUAUGUUCAUUAUGUACAUAAAUUCUGUUUUUUUUUUCUAUUCAUCCUCAAAGUCACCUUCAUAGUCAUUACAGACAGAAGAUAUACUUUCAUUUAUUAACAAAUUUGCGGAAAUAGUUUCUUUUGAGCCUCUUUCUG
Molecule: messenger RNA, 1366 nt
Organism: Dimorphilus gyrociliatus
Lineage: Eukaryota; Metazoa; Annelida; Polychaeta; Dinophilidae
Source: the annotation of a GenBank genome assembly